Physeter macrocephalus (sperm whale) is the source of this 1152-nucleotide messenger RNA. It is a transcript of the gene STARD6, whose product is annotated as StAR related lipid transfer domain containing 6. Lineage: Eukaryota; Metazoa; Chordata; Mammalia; Artiodactyla; Physeteridae. The transcript is spliced from 8 exons. The record is from RefSeq and is a predicted model, not a curated record. Bases 1 to 1086 code for a protein of 361 amino acids. Gene Ontology annotation, molecular function: lipid binding.
AUGGCUAGGCCAAGUCAGCUCUGCCCUUUCUUCACCCCUCUCACUAAUGAUUUUAACUUUUCUCAAGAAACACCUCCCCCGGGGAUUCCAGCACCCACCCCGCCACCGCAGUCCCAGACACAGGCUUCUCACAAACCAUUCAUCAGACAACAAGAGCGAGCGGACAGUUUUGCCGAGGUGACGGCCUCUAAAGCCCAAGACCCUGCCUCCCCGCCCGCUUCAAUCGCCGACAGCGCCUCGAGGUCCAAGUCAGGGACUCUCAUCCCGCCCCCUCCCUCGGGAGACAGCCCACCCCUCCCCUCGGGCCGUCAAAGGAUGGGACGCCUUUCGAAAAUACACGCCCUUUUCCGGCCGAACUCACCGACGAAGGCCCGAAAAGAGAGAAAAGCGCACACGUCCUCAACUCUCCACCCAAAGCCCUGGCCUGCCACCCGACGGGAGACGCCACAAAGCACCCAGACCCGGACGCCGCCCGGCCUCAGGCUCCGCCAGCUCGCAGGGAAGAAUGGCAGUGACCCAGCACGGAUUGGGGACCCAGUCAGGCAACCCAGAAACGGGGAGAUUAUACAAACAGAUGUAAAGACCCACUUAACAACAAGUGUGAACCUGUCUACAAGGCUGGGACGGGAUAUGAGGUGCGAAGAAUCCAGUUUCAACCGAGUGGUGUAUCAGAAAAAGAUGCCAGCUCAGUGUUGGUUUGUGUUUUAUUUUUCACUGACCCUAUGGGUGAAGAUAUCCUUGACCGUUACUCCAUCUGAAUAUGUUCCAGUUCAUCCGACGUUACAUCACCAGAAAAAGAUAACUGUUUCCAGCAAGGCUUCUAAGAAAUUCCAUGGAAAUCUAUAUCGUGUUGAAGGAAUAAUUCCAGAAUCAACAUCUAAACUAUCUGAUUUCCUCUACAAACCUGAAAACAGGGUCACAUGGGACAAAUUAUUGAAAGUGUACAACAUGGUACAAAAAAUUGAUUCGCUACUAGGGUGGAUUUUCCAGCAUAUCCUCCAUCUUCAAAUUAUAUCCGUGGUUGUAACCAUGCUUGUGGCUAUAUAUGUUGACCUCUGCAAGAGAACCCAGCAUAUUCCAAACUAGUGAUGUUUGUCCAGACAGAAAUGAGAGGAAAAUUGGCCCCAUCAAUAAUUGAAGCAACCAUGCCUU